GAGGCAAAAUCUGAAUCAGAAGCUAAGAGAUACGUGGAGACUGGAAACACUCGAUUAGCUGCUGGUCAACUAGCUGAUGCCCUGGCCCAUUACAAGUUUGCAAUAUACAAUGAUCCUAAGAACUACAUGGCCUACUACAAGAGAGCCGAUGUCUACCUGGCCCGGGGAAGUCCCAAACUAGCCCUUUCAGAUCUGAAGAAAAGUAUGACUCUCAAGCCAGACUUCACCCCUGCUCUCAUCAGUCACGGGAAUGUACUCUUCAAACUGGGACACCUCGCUAAAGCUAGGGAGGAUUACGCUGCAGUGUUGAAAUACGAUCCUUCAAAUAAAGAGGCCGACAAGCAACUUGGAAUGACUCGUACUCUUGAGGAGCGAAUAACGUUAGGAGAUCAACUGUUCCAAUCAAAUCAACACGAGCAAGCAUUAGAUGCCUACUCAGAAGUUAUAAUGGUAAGACAGUAG
This is a messenger RNA of Strongylocentrotus purpuratus (purple sea urchin), 462 nucleotides long. Its product is annotated as dnaJ homolog subfamily C member 3-like. NCBI's taxonomy places the organism in Eukaryota, Metazoa, Echinodermata, Echinoidea, Camarodonta, Strongylocentrotidae. Gene Ontology annotation, molecular function: misfolded protein binding; protein-folding chaperone binding. The record is from RefSeq and is a predicted model, not a curated record. Gene Ontology annotation, biological process: protein folding in endoplasmic reticulum. The coding region runs from base 127 to 462 and encodes 111 amino acids. The transcript has 3 exons. Gene Ontology annotation, cellular component: endoplasmic reticulum.